Molecule: messenger RNA, 8377 nt
Organism: Heterocephalus glaber (naked mole-rat)
Lineage: Eukaryota; Metazoa; Chordata; Mammalia; Rodentia; Bathyergidae
Gene: Baz2a
Product: bromodomain adjacent to zinc finger domain 2A
Cellular component (GO): rDNA heterochromatin
Molecular function (GO): protein binding; DNA binding
Source: RefSeq, a predicted model, not a curated record
CACACAGGGACAUCACCCUACAGCAGUUCAGGCUGUGUGGUUCGCAGGAAGCAUACUCUGGCUUUUCGAUUCUUGCUAGUUUUCAGUUAACAUUUUGAGAAGAUCUAACACCAGCCUUCACGUCAAGGGGGGCCAAGGACAGUGAGGAGCCGGUGGUCCCAGCCGGGAGUCCUGCCAGACUGACAUGGAAAUGGAGGCAAACGACCAUUUUAACUUUACUGGCCUUCCCCCUGCACCUGCUGCCUCAGGACUGAAACCCUCUCCUUCCUCAGGGGAGGGCCUCUACACUAACGGGUCUCCCAUGAACUUCCCCCAGCAAGGGAAAAGUUUGAAUGGGGAUGUGAAUGUUAAUGGCUUAUCUACUGUAUCUCACACUACUACUUCAGGGAUUUUGAACUCUGCUCCCCACUCCUCCAGCACCUCACACCUCCAUCACCCCAACGUGGCCUAUGACUGUCUCUGGAACUACUCACAGUACCCAUCUGCCAAUCCUGGCAGCAACCUCAAGGACCCACCCCUUCUCUCUCAGUUUUCAGGGGGACAGUACCCACUCAACGGCAUUCUUGGGGGCAGCCGGCAACCAUCCCCGAGUCACAACACUAACCUUCGGGCUGGGAGCCAAGAGUUCUGGGGCAAUGGUACCCAGAGUCCCAUGGGGCUUAACUUCGACUCACAGGAACUGUAUGAUUCCUUUCCUGACCAGAAUUUUGAGGUGAUGCCCAAUGGACCCCCAGGUUUUUUCACCUCCCCACAGACUUCUCCUAUGUUGGGAUCUAGCAUCCAGACCUUUGCGCCCUCCCAGGAGGUAGGCAGUGUGAUCCAUCCUGAUGAGGCAGCAGAAAAGGAGCUGACUUCAGUCGUGGCAGAGAAUGGCACCGGCUUGGUAGGCAGCCUGGAGCUGGAAGAAGAGCAGCCAGAACUAAAAAUGUGUGGCUACAAUGGCUCUGUCCCCUCUGUGGAGUCAUUACACCAAGAGGUCUCAGUCCUGGUCCCUGACCCCACAGUAAGCUGUUUAGAUGACCCUUCACAUCUUCCUGAUCAACUAGAAGACACUCCAAUCCUCAAUGAAGACUCUCUUGAGCCCUUCGACUCUCUGGCACCAGAGCCAGUGAGUGGAGGACUUUAUGGUAUAGAUGACACGGAACUGAUGGGUGCAGAAGAUAAGCUGCCUCUUGAGGAUAGUCCUGUGAUCUCUGCCCUUGAUUGCCCUUCCCUCAAUAAUGCUACUCCUUUCAGUCUCCUGGCUGAUGACAGUCAAACAUCAGCCUCUAUCUUUUCCAGCCCUGCCUCUCCACCUGUCUUAGGGGAGUCUGUUCUGCAAGAUAAUAGCUUUGACCUGAAUAAUGGCAGUGAUGUUGAACAGGAAGAAAUGGAGACUCAGGGUUCAGACUUCCCACCACUCCUGGCCCAGCCACACCCUGACCAGUCAUCCACUAUUCAGAUUCAACUACAUCCAGUAGCCUCACCAGCAGUCUCACCAACAGCCUCCCCAGAAAUCUCUGCUCCAGAAGUCUCCCUAUCAGUUUCUCCAGCAGCCUCUCCACGUCUCUGCCCAGCAGCCUGCCCAGUUCUCUCUCCAGUUUCCUCAGCAGUCUCUUCGGAAGUUGCCUUGACAGCUCCAGUGGGCUCCCCAAAAGCCUCCUCUGUAACUUCCCCAGCUUCUGCCUUCCUAGCAAAUAAAGACGUCAGCAGCUUCCAUGAAGCCACUGGUGACCUGGAAGAGAUCACUGGAGACGUCACUACUUCUGGUAAUGCUGAUGUCCUGAGGAGACGUAUUGCUACUCCAGAAGAAGUUCGUCUUCCCCUCCAACAUGGGUGGCGGAGAGAAGUGCGCAUCAAGAAGGGCAGCCACCGAUGGCAGGGGGAGACCUGGUAUUAUGGCCCCUGUGGGAAGAGGAUGAAACAGUUUCCAGAAGUGAUCAAGUACCUGAGCCGCAACGUGGUACACAGUGUGCGCCGUGAGCACUUCAGCUUCAGUCCUCGUAUGCCUGUUGGAGAUUUCUUUGAAGAGAGAGACACACCAGAGGGCUUGCAGUGGGUUCAGCUCUCAGCAGAGGAGAUUCCAUCCAGGAUUCAAGCAAUUACUGGCAAACGGGGUCGACCUCGAAACAAUGAGAAGGCUAAGACCAAGGAAGUCCCCAAGGUGAAACGGGGCCGAGGUCGGCCACCCAAAGUCAAAAUCCCUGAGCUGUUGAAUAAGACAGACAACCGUCUCCCAAAGAAGCUGGAGGCCCAAGAAACACUGAAUGAGGAAGAUAAAGCGAAAAUGAGUAAAAGCAAAAAGAAGAUGAGGCAGAAGAUACAACGGGGAGAGUGUCAGACUCCUAUCCAAGGGCAGGCCAAAACCAAGAGGAAACCAGAGACCAAGAGCUUAAAACAGAAGGAUCCCAAGAAGAAAUUGAAGGCUGAGAAAGAAAAGAUAAAGACAAAGCAAGAAAAACUGAAGGAAAAAAUGAAAAAGGAAAAGAAAGAGAAAGUGAAAAUGAAGGAAAAGGAUGAGAUGGCCAAAGCCAAGCCAACUUGUAAAGCAGAUAAGACCCUGGCUACCCAGAGACGCCUAGAGGAACGGCAGAGGCAGCAGAUGAUCUUGGAGGAGAUGAAGAAGCCCACAGAGGACAUGUGUCUAGCUGACCACCAGCCCCUGCCUGAGUUCACACGCAUCCCUGGUUUGACAUUGCCCAGUAGGGCAUUCUCUGACUGCUUGACCAUCGUGGAGUUCCUGCACAGCUUCGGCAAGGUGCUGGGCUUUGAUCCUACCAAAGAUGUGCCUAGCCUGGGGGUCCUGCAGGAGGGACUCCUGUGUCAAGGUGACAGCUUGGGCAAGGUGCAAGACCUGUUGGUACAGCUCCUAAAGGCUGCGCUCUAUGAUCCUGGGUUGCCCUCCUACUGUCAGUCUCUCAAGAUUUUGGGGGAGAAGGUGUGUGAGAUCCCACUGACAAGAGACAAUGUGUCUGAGAUCCUGCGCUGCUUCCUCAUGGCAUACGGAGUAGAGCCCACCCUCUGUGACAGCCUCCGUACUCAGCCCUUUCAGGCCCAGCCACCCCAGCAGAAAGCUGCUGUCCUGGCCUUCCUUGUGCAUGAGCUCAAUGGCUCCACCCUCAUCAUCAAUGAGAUUGACAAGACUCUGGAGAGUAUGUCCAGCUACAGGAAAAACAAGUGGAUUGUUGAAGGCCGGCUCCGGAGACUGAAAACUACUCUGGCAAAGCGAACUGGGCGGCCCGAAGUAGAGAUGGAAGGGCCAGAGGAAGGCCUGGGACGGAGGCGUAGUUCUCGGAUCAUGGAAGAAACGAGUGGCAUGGAAGAAGAGGAGGAGGAGGAGGAGGAGGAGACUGUAGCAGCUCUCCAUGGCCGAAGGGGUCGAAGAGACGGAGAGGUUGAUGCUGUAGCGUCUAGCAUCCCGGAGUUAGAGCGCCAGAUAGAAAAACUCAGCAAGCGUCAGCUCUUCUUUCGCAAAAAGCUGCUUCACUCAUCCCAGAUGCUUCGGGCAGUCUCCUUGGGGCAAGACCGAUACAGACGCCGUUACUGGGUGUUGCCAUAUUUGGCUGGUAUCUUUGUGGAAGGAGCAGAGGGGAGCCUAGUUCCUGAAGAUAUGAUAAAGCAGGAAACUGAUUCCUUAAAGACCCAUUCAGGACUCACUCCUGCCCUCUUCUCUGUGAAGAAAGAGUUAAGUGGCUCCAGCACCUCUGCCAGUUCUCCUGCCCGGACACGAGGCCGACCUCGAAAAACCAAGCCUGGCUCUAUGCAACCUAGGAACCUGAAGUCCUCUCUCAAGGGCCAGGAUUCAGAACAACCCCAGGACCAGCUUCAACCCAAGGCGCAGCCUGAACCUCAGCCUCAGGCUUCUACCCAGCCUCAUCCCCAGUUCGAGCCGCAUCCUGAGUCCCAGCUCCAGCCCCAGCCCCAGCUCCAUCAUGGGUUCUUAGAGCCAGAAGGCUCCCCUUUGUCUCUGGGUCAGAGCCAGCAUGACCUCAGCCAGUCAGCUUUCCUGUCUUGGCUGAGCCAGACUCAGAGCCAUGGCUCCCUGCUGAGCAGCUCAGUCCUCACACCUGACAGCAGCCCAGGAAAGCUAGACCCAGCCCCGUCACAGCCUCUGGAGGAGCCUGAGGAAGCAGAGUCUGGCCCUGAUCCUCCAGCAUCCUGGUUUAACUUCUCAGCUGAGGUGCCCUGCAAUGCUGCCCCUACACCACCCCCUGCAGUUUCUGAGGACCAACCCACUCCUUCCCCUCAGCUGCCUGCCUCCUCCAAGCCAAUGAAUAGACCUAGUGCUGCCAACCCCUGUUCUCCAGCACAGUUCUCUUCCACCCUCUUGACUGGGGUAACUCCUAAGAGGCGAGCAGCAGACUCUCGAGAAAAGCCACAGAGUCCCACGGGGCUGGGACAGCCAAAACGUAGAGGGAGACCUCCCAGCAAGUUCUUCAAACAGAUGGAGCAGCGUUACCUAACCCAGCUGACAGCCCAGCCAGUCCCCCCUGAGAUGCGCUCAGGCUGGUGGUGGAUCCGAGAUCCUGAGAUGCUGGAUGCCAUGCUCAAGGCCCUACACCCCCGAGGCAUCCGUGAGAAGGCACUUCACAAACACCUUAACAAGCACAGGAACUUCUUGCAGGAAGUCUGCUCACGGCCCUCAGCUGAUCCCAUCUUUGAGCCUAGUCAGCUCCCUCCCUUUGAAGAAGGGAUUAUGAGCUGGUCACCCAAAGAAAAGACAUACGAAACAGACCUAGCUGUGCUUCAAUGGGUAGAGGAUCUGGAACAGCGGGUUAUCCUAUCUGAUCUGCAGAUUCGGGGCUGGACAUGUCCUAGCCCAGACUCUAUUCGUGAAGACCUGGCCUACUGUGAGCAUCUGCCUGAUUCCCAGGAGGAUAUCACCUGGAGAGGUCGAAGCAGAGAAGGACUGGCACCUCAGCGUAAAAGUACUAACCCUCUAGAUCUGGCUGUAAUGCGACUGGCUGCUUUAGAACAGAAUGUUGAGCGGCGGUACCUGAGGGAGCCUCUUUGGUCAGCUCAUGAGGUGGUGCUAGAAAAGGCCUUGCUCAGCACACCCAAUGGGGCCCCUGAGGGCACCACGAAAGAGAUAUCAUAUGAGAUCACCCCUCGUGUUCGCGUCUGGCGCCAGACACUUGAGCGAUGCCGGAGUGCAGCCCAGGUGUGCUUGUGUAUGGGCCAGCUGGAGAGGUCCAUCGCCUGGGAAAAAUCUGUCAACAAAGUGACCUGUCUAGUCUGCCGGAAGGGAGACAACGAUGAGUUUCUUCUGCUUUGUGAUGGGUGUGACCGUGGCUGCCACAUUUAUUGCCAUAGGCCCAAGAUGGAGGCUGUUCCAGAAGGGGACUGGUUCUGUGCUGUCUGUUUGGCCCAGCAGGUAGAGGAAGAAUUCACUCAGAAGCCUGGUUUCCCAAAGCGAGGACAGAAGCGGAAAAGUGCUUACUCACUGAACUUCCCAGAGGCUGAUGGCCGCCGGCGCCGGGUCCUGUCAAGGGGCCGAGAAAGCCCGUCAUCGGUACCUCGGUACUCAGAGGAAGGGCUCCCUCCCUCCAAGCGACGGCGACUCCCCAUGCGGAACCACAGUGAUCUCACAUUCUGCGAGAUUAUCCUGAUGGAGAUGGAGUCCCAUGAUGCAGCCUGGCCUUUCCUGGAGCCUGUAAACCCACGACUGGUGAGCGGUUACCGGCGCAUCAUCAAGAACCCAAUGGAUUUUUCCACCAUGCGGGAGCGGCUGCUCCGAGGAGGGUACACCAGCUCAGAGGAGUUUGCAGCUGAUGCUCUCUUGGUAUUUGACAACUGCCAGACCUUCAACGAAGAUGACUCUGAAGUGGGCAAAGCAGGGCACAUCAUGCGCCAAUUCUUUGAGAGCCGCUGGGAGGAGUUUUAUCAGGGAAAGCAGGCCAAUCUCUGAGGCAAGGGAGGUGGGGGGUCACCUGGUGACCUCUCCCCCCACCUUCCAAACAAAAAACCUGCCAUUCACACCUGCUGAUGCUGCCUUGGCAGCGCCCACAUCCUUCAUCCCUAGUCCCCUUUCUCCCUUCCUCCUCUUGCUCCUCAAAUAAGAGGUGUGGAGAUGAGGUCCUUCUGGACUGAAAAGCCAAAAAAGAAAAAAUAAUUUUUCCUUUCUGUUUUAUUUCCUAAUUAAAAAUGAGGGGGAAAGAAGUCCCUACUUCCUCCUCCCAGCUUCUCCCUCACUGUCUAUGCCCCAGCAUUCUGGGGUUAUUUAACAAUAGCAAUAGUUCUAGUGAAUGUGUGAAACCGAGAAACACUCUGUACUGUGUGCGGACCCGCAGUGACGGCCAGUAAAGUGGACUUAACCCCCAGGCGUGUCACCGACACGGGCCCUGGACAUGCUGCUUCCACGUGCAGACCCUCCCUGUCUUGCUUCUUCUCAGCUUUCCUUCUCUUCCCUUCCCCUCCAUCCCCCAUUUUUUCAGAUUUUUCUCAUCCAAUAAUAUAAAACUAUUGUGUACGGGUUCUUCCUUCUUUCUCCCCCCAAAUCUUUUUCCCCCUCAAAGGAAAAAAAUUUAGAAGUCCCUGUCUUUCUCUUUGUCCUCAUCUUCCUGCUGAUAGCUAUCCCAUCUAAAAUGUCGGAUGCUCCUCACUUGCUGAGUUUCCAGCCUUUUCUGAAACUCAGUGGCUGGGGAGAGGGUAGGCUGGCACCUUGGGCCUUCCAACCUCCUUCCCCACCUGCUUCCCAAACUUCCCUCUUGGGAACUCCUCAGGGACAACUACUGCUGAGUUUGGGCGCACCUCUGAGAUGGAGGUCAGGUAGCAAUUGACUGGCCUCAGAGUGGAAGAGAGGUAGAUGUGUUGUGCGUGCAUAUGUGAGUGUGUGUGUGUGUGUGCGCGCGUGUGCGUGUGAGAGCCAUGAUUCUGACCCUGUUUGAUGGGAUCCAUUCAUUUUCCCCAAGUAUCUUUUUAUUCCCAUUUUUUCAUACCAUCACUUUUAUGUCUUUGGGAAACCACAGGAACAAUUUCUCUGGAUCAUGUCUGUUCCAGCCUCUUCGAACUGUGCAAUCUUUCAGCAGGCGUACUCUUCCCCCCUCAGGAGCUUUGAGUCUGAAGUUUUUGCAGGGAGAGGGGUAGAACUGGAUCUUUCUUAAUCCCAUGAAUAUCUGUGGGUUUAGUUGUGCUUUCCUUCCUUUUAUCUACUCAUCCUCCAGGACCCCUUCCCCAGCAGCAGAGACCCCUGCGCACAGGAGGGGGAAGGAGGGGUUCUGGGUUCACUGCCCUACAUGUGACUGUGCCCAAGUUGUGCCCCUCAUCUGUGAGAGGAAAACUGCUCACUCCGACCAUAGCCAUGGCCCUGACCCUGCUCCUGCUCGGCAGAGCCCCUCCCACCAGAGAUUACGGGUACUUGCACUGGGGAGGUGGCUGCUGGCUGCCUGAGCAGAGCUGAGGCAUCAAAAUGUCCACUGGUGUGGCACCGGCACUGUGCUGGGGAGGUGGAGCGUUCAUUCCAGUACUUCUGGCAGCACUGAAGAGCCACCAGGGGGCAGGGGCAGUGUAGGUCCUGGGCAGCCCCUUAGUCCUGUGUGUCCCUUCUCCCCCAGAGCCUAUUUCUAAAGUCGCCUUUUCUGUCAGAUAAACCUCAAAACUUUUAAUUUUGAGAUUUUUUUUUUUUUGCUUUUAAAUAAGUGGAUUGAAGAAUAUUUGAAUUGACUUUAUAUUAUGCAUAAAUAUUUAUAUUUUAUCUAAAUAACUGCGCUGUAACAAACUUUGUGUUAGACAUUUGGAACUGUUCCGAGUUGGGGGCUCAUCUUUCUCCCCAUGGCAGUUUUCCCCUGGCGUAAAAUGUAGAUUAAUUUUCAUCGUUGGAGGUGGGGUGGAUGGGGGGUAAGGUCUCAGCUGUUCCUGCGUUGUGUUCCACUCCCAGCUCCCUCUCGAGGGACCAGGCAUUCUGAAGGGGUUGGGGGUAGAGAGGGUGGGGACAGGGCUCCAUCAGAGGGGCCAUUUCUGACUUUUCUUUGCUCAUCUUCACUGCCCCCUUGAGUUAGGUGGAUUUUCUCUAUUGGCAAGAGUACUUGGUAGGGAAGGCAGAUUAAAAAGUAAAGCAGCCCAGCCCACCCCUUUGUUUCCCUCUCCCCAUCAGUCUCCUAACAGCAAGCAACCACACCACCAACACCAAGUUUCCAUGUUCCUUUGACAGCAAAAGGGACUGACUUUUUAUAUAACCAAAUGUGGUGUUUUAGUGACUUUUUGAUAAUGUACAGUUUUUUGUGAAUUUAAAUUUAUUUCUUUCUAUAUUUUUAGGACCAAUCUCAUUUUUAAUAAGGUUAAAAAAAAAGAAAAAAAAAGUCUAUAGAGAAAAAAGCCUCCUGUUUUUGCCAUGUGAUGUUCCACAAGUGCAGCUGUAGAAAAGUGCUUGUCAGGUGAAUAAAACCACAUUUGAUAGAGA